AUGGACUGGAAGAACGCGCAAGUCGCCGAACGCUACAAGCCCGGCGAGGCCAUGACCGGCCCCUUCGCCGCGCACCUCAUCGACCUCUCCGGUCUCUCCACGGCAGACGGCUCCUCCGACCUCGUCGUGCUCGACAACGCGUGCGGCACCGGCAUCGUCACGCUCCAACUCCACGAGCACGUCCCCGCCGCGGCGCGCGCGCGCAUGUCCGUCGUCUCCGCCGACUUCUCCCCGCCCAUGGUCGAGAGCGUCGCGGCGCGCAUCACCGAGAACGGCUGGGCGGGCGCCACCGCGCAGGUCGUCGAUGCGCAGAGCCUGAGCGCGACGCUGCCGACGGCCCACUUCACGCACGUCCUCACCAACUUCGCCGCCUGCCACCUCCCCGACCCGCGCGCCGGCCUCCGCGAGGCCUUCCGCGUCCUCCGCCCCGGGGGCACCAUGGCGUUCACCGCGUGGAAGGCGGUCGGCUGGUACCCGCACACCGCGCGCGCGCUCGCGCUCAUCCCCGGGGCGCCCGCGCUCCCGCCCUUCGCGGACUUCGUGGGCUCGAUGGUCACCGCGACCGCGUCCGGCGAGGAGGAGAAGAGGAGGUGGGUGGACCCGGCGUUCUUCGAGGCGCGCGUGCGCGAGGCCGGGUUCGCGGAGGUGGAGACGGUGCUGAGGGAGAACGUGACGCGGACGGCGGGGGCGGCGGAGCACGCGAAGGCGUAUGCGGAGAUCACGAAGCGGAUGCUGAGCACGGUGUGGGGGGACAGGGUGGACGAGUUCGGGGCGCAGUUUGAGGGGGCGUUGGAGCGCGCGGUGAGGGAGGAGGUCGGUGACGGGGAGGUCGUGUUGAAGUGGGAGGCGUACUGCGUGAUCGCAAAGAAGGCGUAG
Epithele typhae is the source of this 876-nucleotide messenger RNA. RefSeq names its product S-adenosyl-L-methionine-dependent methyltransferase. The transcript is spliced from 2 exons. Gene Ontology annotation, molecular function: S-adenosylmethionine-dependent methyltransferase activity. Bases 1 to 876 code for a protein of 291 amino acids. NCBI's taxonomy places the organism in Eukaryota, Fungi, Basidiomycota, Agaricomycetes, Polyporales, Epitheliaceae. The record is from RefSeq and is a predicted model, not a curated record.